Molecule: messenger RNA, 1965 nt
Organism: Fusarium mangiferae
Lineage: Eukaryota; Fungi; Ascomycota; Sordariomycetes; Hypocreales; Nectriaceae
Exons: 2
Coding region: 1-1965 (654 amino acids)
Molecular function (GO): protein binding
Source: RefSeq, a predicted model, not a curated record
AUGGUCUAUUCUCUGGGAGCCUGUUGUUUGUGGUUGCUCCUCUAUAAUCUCCCCGAUAACCCUGGCGGCAAUUUCCCAAGUGGCCGGCGAGAUGUACCGAAUGAACCCCUCUUGCACCUGGCCCAGAAUCAAUUGCUCUCUAGGACUUAUCAUACACAAGAGGCCAGGGCGUCGUUAGUCAGUGUCUUCCAUUCUAGCUUAACACUAGAUGUCGAAGCUCGGGCUGGUAGUGCAACAACGAUUUUGGAGCACCUCCAAAAGGCGUUCCAAGCGGAGUUGCCCUUCUCCGAUGCAAAUAUAUCCUUGGUAUCUACACGCUACAAAAUUUUCGACGACAAUGACAUGUAUAAUGGUUUUAUGAGCUCGGAAAUGACUUUCCCAGCCAUCAACAUAUGUACAGCAAUGCACUCUUUGAACGAGGUGGAUCCCAAAAUCAGAGAAGCACUUUUCAACUGCAUACGCGAACGUGAAGCGGCUCCAAGAGGUUUCGGAGAUUACCACUGGAACUGCCAUUGUCUAGAAUUGGCGCACUGCUAUUAUAUCGGGUUCGGUACGCGGCGGAAUGAAGCCUUGUCGACGGACUGGUUGGAAAAGAGUGGGCUCCAUGCCAGAUUUGCUGGCGAGCUUGAGGCCCUUCGAAGCCGUGAAAGGCUAGGGUACUUGCCCUGGACGUCUUGGUCAAGGCAAAUCUUCUCUGAUGUCCAAAUGACUUCUUACAAUGUUUCGUACUAUCUCGGGAGGCGGCCCCUUCGAAAGGUCAUCGAGGUCAUGCGGAACGAGCUCAGCGACUGGAAAGCGGCUCUAGGCCCUGAGCACUGGAUCAUCAGGAGUCGCCUUUCCGCAAAUUUUCACUUGGAGAUAGUGAACGAGCAAAGGUCGGCACUUCAAACCGCAAUAGAAGCGCACAAUCUAGACUCUUUGCAAAAUCAGGUCGAUCCUCUCGGUAACUCUACGUUCAUGUUGUCCAUUGCCUACGAAGCUUGCGGUAUGGUAGAAGAGGCAGAGCAAACAGCGAUCAAACUUUUGGAGAUCUUAGAUCAGCAGUCGGAUCUCAGCCGUAGAAAUACGCCACAGCUCCUAACUAUGCGUGCUAGAGCGAAGUCACUACUCGCGAACGCCUGCGAAUCAAAGUCUAAGCUCGGCGAGGCGGAGGAUCUUAGAAGGGAAAGCUUGAGAGAGCUAACAAGGCUUCUCGGAGAAGAACAUCCGCUAGCACUGGAGCAAAUGGCAUAUCUUGCUUCCCUGUUAGGCCCUCGACGAAAGAAGGAAGAAUCACGGCAGUUACAUGAACGCCUUGAAAAGAUUGCAACCUCAUCUUGGUCAUCGAGUCACGAUCUAGCCCUUCUCGCACAGAAGAAUCUUCGCCAGGCGAGCAACCACUUCUGGUGGGUUUUGCGCCGAAGUCAUCCUGAUUUAUUUGAGAAGGAGGUGAUCGAAGGCUAUCAGAUGACGGUGGGUAACUACAAUAUUAAUACAAUACAGGCCAUGCAGAGUGGCGUUUGGCUUUUGUGUCAAGAGUUCCGCUGGGCUGAAGCCCUCGAGCUCAUGGAGCACACUCUGAGGCACGCAGCUGUCGCCUUCCGCGACACACCAGCCAUACUUCAACUCUAUCAAAGAAACGCAAAUACCCUCAGAUGGAUGUGUUUCAGCUACGGGAACAAGUUUGCGAUUUGGUUCUUCAAGCUUCGAUUCCGAUGGGCUAUUGGUCCUCCGUUGUCUGUCUUGGUUCGUUUAUAUGAUGCCGAGAAGCUUCACAGUCGAUACCAGCAUGUCUGGGGACCCUUCUAUAAGGUCAAAGCACUCUGGGUAGCAAGAGAGCCAUACCAUUUCGAUCCGUUCAAGGAUCCCGAUUACAGUGAGCAAGAAAAUGCUUAUGGCAUAGAGGCGGGCGCCGUAGAAGCUCAAAGUUAUCCAUGGUUUCGUUGGUUUAGUGUCAACCAGCUUCACACCGUGACUGAAAGGUAA